ACACAUUCGCAACCUCUUCAAGGUCGACCUCCGACUCAGAACCUUGUCCGCUUUAUGAAGGCAAAUCAAUGUUAAAAGCUGAGAGCGCCAAUUAGGUCCAAUGCGCGCGCGCAAACCAAACAUCUGCGAGCCAAAGGUCCGUCUCGCGCGCUCUUUGCUCGCUCGCGCGUUUCUUUUUGACAGUAACGGGGGAAGACUCAGUCACCAUGGUCUCUACAUCCAAUUGGUUACAAACCUCGUCUUUUGAUUGGCUGGAUUUUAUCUCUGUUGAGAGUUAUGCGUUCCCAGAACUAUAUAAGCCCAUUUGCGCACUUUAUAAAACAACAAUAACGGAUAGAAAGUCGAUUUAAGCUCUCUUGGAUUUUGACAUUGAUUUGCCUUCAUGCCUUUUGCUCACAUUUCUUUCACUUCUAAGUUUGAAGGCUACAGUGAACUCGGACGAUGGCGGUUAACUGGCCAGGACUGCUGUCCUUAUGCGUGUUUUACAUGAUGAUACUGGCCAUGGGUAUCUGGGCAUCCAGGAAGUCCAAACGCGAGGAGAAGAAAUGCACUGGCAACCGCAGUGAAGUUACAAUGGUUGGGGGGCGGAACCUAAACAUCUGGGUCAGCAUAUGCACCAUGACAGCCACUUGGGUGGGAGGAGGCUAUAUAUUGGGUAAUGCUGAAGUGGUCUAUGAUCCAACAAAGGGGUUGGUGUGGGCCACUGGACCCCUCGCCUUUUUCAUGAACUUAGUUUUAGGUGCACUCUUCUUUGUCAAACCCAUUCGGUCAAAGAAUUAUGUCACCCUGAUGGACCCAUUUCAGGAGAAAUACGGCGACAAAGUAGCGGCUGUUCUCUUCAUUCCCGCUCUCCUCGGCGAUAUCUUGUGGGUAGCAUGUAUCCUUGGUGCGUUGGGAGGGACGAUAAGCGUGGUCAUGGAUAUCUCCUCCGCGCUCGCCGUGUGCGUCUCCGCCGCUGUGGCUAUCGUCUACACGUUAAUGGGAGGACUCUACGCUGUGGCCUACACUGACGUCGUCCAGCUUAGCUUGAUGCUAGUUGGAUUGUGGCUCUGCGUGCCUUUCAUAUUGGCGAACCCCUCCUCUGCCAACAUCACGGUAGCUGCAGUGACCAAGCUGCACCAGGAGCCGUGGCUCGGCAGCCUGGAGCUGGAAGAAGCAGGUCGCUGGGUAGAUGACCUACUGCUUUUGGCAAUCGGUGGGAUCUGCUACCAGGCUUUCUACCAGAGAGUCCUGUCCACUGCCACUGAUGCGCAAUCAAAACUCACCUGCUAUGUUGCAGCAGUUCUAUGCCCAAUUCUUGCCAUCCCGUCACUCAUCAUUGGGGCAGCAGCUGCAUCUACAAAUUGGAACGAGACCAGCUACGGCUCCCCCGGCCCGUACCAACAAGGCAAAGCCGGCAUGAUCUUGCCAAUCGCCCUUCAGCAUCUUUGCCCAUUUUACGUCUCGCUGAUCGGCAUGGGAGCGCUUGCUGCGUCUGUGAUGUCAUCGGUUGACUCUGCCCUUCUGUCUGUCGCCUCCCAACUGGGCCGAAAUAUCUUCAAGAAUGUCAUCUACAAAGGGGCCUCGGAGAAACUGAUCCUUGCCGUGGUCAAAGGGUCAAUCUUCCUUUGUGGAACAAUAGGAGCAGGUCUGGCCAUGACAACAAAGUCCGUUUACCUGCUCUGGAUCGUCAGUGCGGACGUCCUUUAUUCAAUGCUGGCUCCCCAGGUGAUCUGCAUCUUCUACUUGUCCCGGCGGGUGAACCACUACGGCGCCUGUGCCGGCUUUGUGUUGUCCCUCCUGCUGCGGGCUCUGGUGGGGGAACCGCUGAUAGGCCUUCCCGACAUCCUGCCCCUGCCGUGGGACAAGACGGUGGACGGGCACCGGUACCGCCUGCUCCCCUUCCGCACUGCAAUCGUGCUCGUCACCAUGGCGACUGUUUUGGUGGUCUCGCGCCUUGCCUCGUGGUUGUCUGAGAAGGGGCUGCUGGCGAGAGCAAGUGACGCAGAAGCCGACACGGCCAUGAAGUACACGGCGCCGGUCGGAACGCACGAGGAGGAGGCCGAGAGAAAAUCCUCACUGACCGUGAGGACAUGAGCGCUUUGCUUGUGCAUCUUUGAAAUGCUCAUAAAAGGAAUAUUCAGAACAUUUGAUAUUACUGUGGUUUUAUUGUGGAAUCUUGAGCUUUUCGACCAUUUUCCUGGUGUUAAAAUAUUUUUCGACAAUUGGUGCUGUGAAACAUUCCAUUGUUUUUGGAAAUGUUACACAUGACAUUAGAUUUUGAACAUGAACUGGGUUUGUCUUAAGAACCCUUGGAUAGUCCAGAUGGCUUUAUUUAGUUGUCUUAGACGCUGUAAAAGACUUGUGUGUGUUUGUGCUUCUGGCUGCUGGUAGAAGCUCAGCGGCUUUUCUGGUUGCAGACAUGCACGAGUUGUGCGUGUUCUUUCAGCCACACCAGGUAUGCAUGUGCUGGUCAGGAAACAAAGACACCACGAUAAUAAAACAUCUGCGAUUGUU
This is a messenger RNA of Gasterosteus aculeatus aculeatus (three-spined stickleback), 2496 nucleotides long. Its product is annotated as high affinity choline transporter 1. Gene Ontology annotation, cellular component: plasma membrane. The record is from RefSeq and is a predicted model, not a curated record. Gene Ontology annotation, biological process: transmembrane transport; choline transport; acetylcholine biosynthetic process. NCBI's taxonomy places the organism in Eukaryota, Metazoa, Chordata, Actinopteri, Perciformes, Gasterosteidae. Gene Ontology annotation, molecular function: choline:sodium symporter activity.